Messenger RNA from Mesoplodon densirostris (Blainville's beaked whale), 4845 nucleotides. RefSeq names its product protein tyrosine phosphatase receptor type T (gene PTPRT). Gene Ontology annotation, cellular component: membrane. The coding region runs from base 1 to 4845 and encodes 1614 amino acids. Lineage: Eukaryota; Metazoa; Chordata; Mammalia; Artiodactyla; Ziphiidae. Gene Ontology annotation, molecular function: protein tyrosine phosphatase activity; protein binding. The transcript is spliced from 35 exons. The record is from RefSeq and is a predicted model, not a curated record. Gene Ontology annotation, biological process: protein dephosphorylation.
AUGGUGAUCCAGGGACACAGCAUCGCGGCAUUGCCCGGAGCAGAGUGCAAUGGGGAAUCUGGCUCCCAUCCUGAGGAUGCACCCACAUCCUGGGGGGCGGGGAGCCAGGCCUCAGGUACGAACCUGGAAGUGGGAGGUGAAAGAGCAAAUCCAGAAGGCAGCUUGCAGAGGGCCUUUAAGAUCAGCGAUCUGCGGUCGGGGAAGAGACCCACGGGCCUUACCUAUAGCUGGGCCAGGCCUGAGACGUGCUAUGUGCCUCCUGCCGGGGAGGGCUUCUUAAUGAUGCUCUUGUGGAUACCAAGGCCCCGCCGAGUGAAGGGAGGUCUCAUCGGGGCUCAGAGCAGUGUGCAGACGAUCUUGCCCCCUGCCAGGCCCCACCCUGUCUCCUGCCUGAGGUCUGAUGUUAAGUUAGAAGGAGCUGAUGAGACGGGGGUAACGAACCAAGCCCCAGACACAAGGGUAUAUUUACUCACGUCUGUUUUGUCUGCAGGUGGCUGUUCCUUUGAUGACCACUACAGCAACUGUGGUUACAGCGUGGCCCUGGGGACCAAUGGCUUUACCUGGGAGCAGAUUAACACGUGGGAGAAACCAAUGUUGGACCCAGCGGUGCCUACAGGAUCCUUCAUGAUGGUGAACAGCUCUGGGAGGGCCUCUGGCCAGAAGGCGCACCUUCUCCUGCCGACCCUGAAGGAGAAUGACACCCACUGCAUCGAUUUCCAUUACUACUUCUCCAGCCGCGACAGGUCCAGCCCGGGGGCCUUGAAUGUCUAUGUGAAGGUGAACGGUGGACCCCAGGGGAACCCUGUCUGGAACGUGUCUGGGGUCGUCACUGAGGGCUGGGUGAAGGCAGAGCUUGCCAUCAGCACCUUCUGGCCACAUUUCUACCAGGUGAUAUUUGAAUCCGUCUCUCUGAAGGGUCAUCCUGGCUACAUCGCUGUGGACGAGGUCCGGGUCCUUGCCCAUCCAUGCAGAAAAGCACCUCAUUUUCUGCGGCUCCAAAAUGUCGAGGUGAAUGUGGGGCAGAAUGCCACCUUUCAGUGCAUUGCUGGUGGAAAGUGGUCUCAGCAUGACAAACUUUGGCUCCAGCAAUGGAAUGGCAGGGACACGGCCCUCAUGGUCACCCGCGUGGUCAACCACAGGCGCUUCUCGGCGACAGUCAGUGUGGCGGACACUACCCAGCGGAGUGUGAGCAAGUACCGCUGUGUGAUCCGCUCUGACGGUGGCUCUGGUGUGUCCAACUACGCUGAGCUGAUUGUGAAAGAGCCUCCCACGCCCAUCGCCCCCCCAGAGCUGCUGGCCGUGGGGGCCACAUACCUGUGGAUCAAGCCGAAUGCCAACUCCAUCAUUGGAGACGGCCCCAUCAUCCUGAAGGAAGUGGAAUACCGCACCACCACCGGCACCUGGGCGGAGACCCACAUCGUCGACUCUCCCAACUAUAAGCUGUGGCAUCUGGACCCCGACGUGGAGUAUGAGAUCCGGGUGCUGCUCACGCGACCAGGGGAAGGGGGCACGGGGCCACCAGGGCCUCCGCUCACCACCAGAACCAAGUGUGCAGACCCGGUGCACGGCCCGCAAAACGUGGAGAUCGUGGACAUCCGAGCCCGGCAGCUGACGCUGCAGUGGGAGCCCUUCGGCUACGCGGUGACCCGCUGCCACAGCUACAACCUCACGGUGCAGUACCAGUACGUGUUCAACCAGCAGCAGUACGAGGCCGAGGAGCUCAUUCAGACCUCCUCCCACUACACCCUGCGGGGCCUGCGUCCCUUCAUGACCAUCCGGUUGCGGCUGCUGCUGUCCAACCCCGAGGGCCGGAUGGAGAGUGAGCAGCUGGUGGUGCAGACGGAGGAGGAUGUUCCAGGAGCUGUUCCUCUGGAGUCCAUCCAAGGGGGUCCCUUUGAGGAGAAGAUCUACAUCCAGUGGAAACCUCCCAAUGAGACCAACGGGGUCAUCACGCUCUACGAGAUCAACUACAAGGCCGUGGGCUCAUUGGACCCGAAUGCCGACCUCUCCAGCCAGAGGGGCAAAGUGUUCAAGCUUCGGAAUGAAACCCACCACCUCUUUGUGGGUCUGUACCCCGGGACCACCUACUCUUUCACCAUCAAGGCCAGCACAGCAAAGGGCUUUGGGCCCCCUGUUACCACCAGGAUCGCCACCAAAAUUUCAGCUCCAUCGAUGCCUGAAUAUGACACAGACACCCCACUGAAUGAAACAGACACGACCAUCACAGUGAUGCUGAAGCCCGCUCAGUCUCGGGGAGCCCCUGUCAGUGUUUAUCAGCUGGUUGUCAAGGAAGAGCGACUUCAGAAGUCACGGAGGGCAGCUGACAUCAUUGAGUGCUUUUCGGUGCCGGUGAGCUAUAGGAAUGCCUCCAGCCUCGAUUCUCUACACUACUUUGCUGCUGAAUUGAAGCCUGCCAACCUGCCUGUCACCCAGCCAUUCACAGUGGGUGACAACAAGACAUACAAUGGCUACUGGAACCCACCUCUUUCCCCUCUGAAAAGCUACAGCAUCUACUUCCAGGCACUCAGCAAAGCAAAUGGAGAGACCAAAAUCAACUGUGUUCGUCUGGCUACGAAAGCACCAAUGGGCAGCGCCCAGGUGACCCCGGGGACUCCACUCUGCCUUCUCACCACAGGUGCCUCCACUCAGAAUUCCAACACCGUGGAGCCGGAGAAGCAGGUGGACAAUACUGUGAAGAUGGCCGGCGUGAUCGCUGGCCUUCUCAUGUUCAUCAUCAUUCUCCUGGGUGUGAUGCUCACCAUCAAAAGGCGAAGAAAUGCUUAUUCCUACUCCUAUUACUUGAAGCUGGCCAAGAAGCAGAAGGAGACACAGAGUGGAGCGCAGAGGGAGAUGGGGCCCGUGGCCUCGGCCGACAAACCCACCACCAAGCUCAGCACCAGCCGCAACGACGAAGGCUUCUCCUCUAGUCCACAGGACGUUAAUGGAUUCACAGAUGGCAGCCGUGGGGAGCUGUCCCAGCCCACCCUCACGAUCCAGACUCACCCCUACCGCGCCUGCGACCCCGUGGAGAUGAGCUAUCCCCGGGACCAGUUCCAGCCCGCCAUCCGGGUGGCUGACCUGCUCCAGCACAUCACUCAGAUGAAGAGAGGCCAGGGCUACGGGUUCAAGGAGGAAUAUGAGGCCUUACCGGAGGGGCAGACAGCCUCGUGGGACACAGCCAAAGAGGAUGAAAACCGCAACAAGAAUCGAUACGGCAACAUCAUAUCCUAUGACCAUUCUCGAGUGAGGCUGCUGGUGCUGGAUGGAGACCCACACUCCGACUACAUCAACGCCAACUACAUUGAUGGGUACCAUCGACCUCGGCACUACAUUGCUACUCAAGGUCCCAUGCAGGAGACCGUAAAGGACUUCUGGAGAAUGAUCUGGCAGGAGAACUCGGCCAGCAUCGUCAUGGUCACAAACCUCGUGGAAGUGGGCAGGCACCCAGCGGGACACACUGUGGGAAAUGCCACUCUAAGCCUCUCGGCGUCCCCCGGAAUGGUGAAGUGUGUGCGAUACUGGCCGGAUGACAUGGAGGUCUAUGGAGACAUUAAAGUCACCCUGAUCGAAACAGAGCCCCUGGCAGAGUAUAUCAUCCGCACCUUCACGGUCCAGAAGAAAGGCUACCAUGAGAUCCGGGAGCUCCGCCUCUUCCACUUCACCAGCUGGCCCGACCACGGCGUCCCCUGCUAUGCCACCGGCCUCCUCGGCUUUGUCCGCCAGGUCAAGUUCCUCAAUCCCCCAGAAGCUGGGCCCAUAGUGGUCCACUGCAGUGCUGGUGCCGGGAGGACUGGCUGCUUCAUCGCCAUCGACACCAUGCUUGACAUGGCCGAGAACGAAGGGGUGGUGGACAUCUUCAACUGCGUGCGUGAGCUCCGGGCCCAGAGGGUCAACCUGGUACAGACGGAGGAGCAGUAUGUGUUUGUGCACGACGCCAUCCUAGAAGCGUGUCUCUGCGGCAACACGGCCAUCCCGGUAUGCGAGUUCCGCUCUCUCUACUACAAUAUCAGCAGGCUGGACCCCCAGACCAACUCCAGCCAAAUCAAAGACGAAUUUCAGACCCUCAACAUCGUGACUCCUCGUGUCCGGCCCGAGGACUGCAGCAUUGGUCUCCUGCCCCGGAACCAUGAUAAGAAUCGGAGCAUGGAUGUCCUGCCUCUGGACCGCUGCCUGCCUUUCCUCAUCUCGGUGGAUGGAGAAUCCAGCAACUACAUCAAUGCGGCACUGAUGGAUAGCCACAAGCAGCCUGCCGCUUUCGUGGUCACACAACACCCUCUACCCAGCACCGUGGCGGACUUCUGGAGGCUGGUGUUCGACUAUAACUGCUCUUCUGUGGUGAUGCUGAAUGAGCUCGACACUGCCCAGCUCUGUAUGCAGUACUGGCCUGAGAAGACCUCGGGGUGCUACGGGCCCAUCCAGGUGGAAUUCGUCUCCGCAGAUAUCGAUGAGGACAUCAUCCACAGAAUAUUCCGCAUCUGUAACAUGGCUCGGCCACAGGAUGGAUAUCGUAUAGUCCAGCACCUCCAGUACAUUGGCUGGCCUGCCUACCGGGACACGCCCCCCUCCAAGCGCUCUCUGCUCAAAGUGGUCCGACGGCUGGAGAAGUGGCAGGAGCAGUACGAUGGGAGGGAGGGACGCACUGUGGUCCACUGCCUAAAUGGGGGAGGCCGCAGUGGAACCUUCUGUGCCGUCUGCAGCGUGUGUGAGAUGAUCCAGCAGCAAAACAUCAUCGACGUGUUCCACAUCGUGAAAACAUUACGUAACAACAAGUCCAACAUGGUGGAGACCCUGGAACAGUAUAAAUUUGUAUACGAGGUGGCACUGGAAUAUUUAAGCUCCUUUUAG